AAUCCAUGAUCCUUCCAUUAUAUUGAACCUUCCAUUAAUCCUUUUUCGGCUCUACCGCUUCUUCAUCGCGCUUGCUUCAAUCGGCGCUCUCAAUUUAAUUUCAUAAUUCUACACGUGAUUUUAUCGCAUAUUUGCCGAGAAAGAUCCUUGAUUUUUGCUGUGGUUUUAAAUAUAUGGGCUGAAGUAGACUUUUCAUGGGAGGUUUAGAGGAUGAUGAUGAACCACUGUCGAAACGUGUGAAAGUUAUGUCUGGAGAAUCGGGAGGUUUUUCCAACGGUUUAUCGGAUAGUUUCUCAAUGGCUAGGCAGUUAUCGUCUCAAGGAGAUAACGUUGAGGCCAUUGGCUCAAAAGGUGUCGUAAAUAAAACUGAACUUGUUCGAAUUCUGGCCGAGGCAUUGUACUCUCUUGGCUAUUCCGAGACAGGGGCUCGUCUAGAGGAGGAGUCGGGAAUUCCGUUGCACACCCCUGUAGUAGAUAUGUUUAUGCGUCAAAUUGUAGAAGGUCAAUGGGAUAAAAGUGUUUCAAUGUUGCAUGAAAUUGGUUUAGACGAAACAGUAAUCAAGUCGGCAUCUUUUAUAAUAUUGGAGCAGAAAUUCUUUGAACUUUUGGAGCGAGAAAAAAUUAUUGAUGCUUGGAAGACUCUGAGGACCGAGAUUGUUCCUCUUUCGAUAAAUGAUGAGAGAGUUCGAGUUCUUUCUUCCUUCAUUAUAUCUCCCUCGAGAAAUUUAUUUGAUGGAUCUUUCGGUAAAGAGUCGAGACUCGGGUCUCGUAAAAAGUUGCUGGAGGAAUUGCGGAAGUUGCUUCCUCCAGCUGUGAUGAUUCCGGAAAAGAGAUUGGUGCAUCUUGUCGAACAGGCGUUUCUCUUGCAAAAGGACGCUUGUAAGUUUCAUAAUUGCGAAGUUGGGAAAAUGUCAUUGCUCACUGAUCAUAAGUGUGGAUGUGACCAUAUUCCUUGUCAGACGUCGCAGAUACUACAAGAACACAAUGACGAAGUCUGGUUCUUGCAAUUUUCACACAAUGGGAAAUACUUGGCAUCUUCAUCUGGCGAUUGCCUUGUGAUUAUAUGGGAGGUUAUGGCUGAUGGUCACGUUUCUUUAAAACAUAAAUUAUCCGGUCACAAAAAACCCGUCUCAUAUAUUUCAUGGAGCCCCGAUAACAAUCAGCUUCUAACAUGUGGAGUAGAGGAGGCUAUUAGACGAUGGGAUAUUGGCUCAGGUGAAUGCUUACAUACAUACGAAAAAAGAGGUCUCGGUCUUGUCUCUUGUACGUGGGCCCCGGAUGGUAGGAGUAUAUUCUCUGGCGUUUCCGAUAAAAGCAUCAGCAUGUGGGAUCUUGAAGGAAAAGAGUUAAAAUGCUGGAGAGGGCAGAAGACUACUAUGAUUGCAGACAUAGGGAUUACUACAGAUGGGAAAGAGCUUAUAACAGUUUGUAAAGAAACAAUUAUACUCUUGUUUGGUUGGGAAACGAAAUCCGAGAAAAUUAUAGUGGAGGAUCAUCCGAUAAUUUCGUUUGCACUUUCGGAAGAUAAGAAGUUUUUGCUUGUUAGUUUAUUGAAUGAAGAACUUCAUGUUUGGAAUAUAGAUGGCUGCACCAAACUCGUAGCUAAAUACAAAGGUCACAAACGAAGUCGUUUUGUUGUGAGGUCUUGUUUCGGUGGAUUGGAGCAAGCAUUUAUUGCCAGUGGAAGUGAAGACUCACAGGUUUAUAUAUGGCACAGGCUCUCAAAGGAGCUAAUAUUGACACUAGCUGGACAUUCUGCAACGGUUAACUGUGUUAGCUGGAACCCCGUAAAUCCGUAUAUGCUGGCUUCUGCAAGUGAUGACCGUACAAUACGUAUUUGGGGACUAAAUCAGGUAAAUAUGAACAAAAAUGGGGGGCAGUAUAGUCACAAUAAUAAUAACAACAAUAAUAGUAGAAGUAAUAGUAAUGGUGUCAACUACUGCAAUGGUGUAUCACAAGUUGGAUAAUUGAGUGAUUCCACUAUGUAUCAGGCCCGACGAAAUCCUCGUUUAAACGAAAACAGAGGAAUUUAAUCGUUAUUUCUGUUUUCUAACUCGUUUCAUGAAUGUAAUUAAAUUUCCAUUUAGUCGCAGUUCUUUCUCUUGUUUUUGCAUCUAUAUAAAAUGAAAUCGCUUCUAUU
Messenger RNA from Erythranthe guttata (spotted monkey flower), 2140 nucleotides. RefSeq names its product WD repeat-containing protein 26 homolog. The record is from RefSeq and is a predicted model, not a curated record. Lineage: Eukaryota; Viridiplantae; Streptophyta; Magnoliopsida; Lamiales; Phrymaceae. Gene Ontology annotation, molecular function: protein binding.